AUGGUUCGAUUAGUCUUUCGCCCCUAUACCCAAGUCUAUCGAUCGAUUUGCACGUCAGAACCGAUACGGACUUCCAUCAGAGUUUCCUCUGACUUCGUCCUGCUCAGGCAUAGUUCACCAUCUUUCGGGUCGCAACCUGUACCAGCGACAUUAGGAAACUUAGUUACCCGGUUACGUCAACUCUCUCCGGUUCCACUCCAGCGAUUUCACGUUCUCUUGAACUCUCUCUUCAAAGCUGCACUUUCAAGCAACCCGACUCUAAGAUAUAAUCGUACAGCUUGCUCCACUGUCCGCACAGGUCUCGCACCCUCUCAGGAUUGUGGCCCCUACUCAGAAGGGACUUUGGACAUGUAG
Molecule: messenger RNA, 354 nt
Organism: Ostertagia ostertagi
Lineage: Eukaryota; Metazoa; Nematoda; Chromadorea; Rhabditida; Trichostrongylidae
Source: the annotation of a GenBank genome assembly